This is a messenger RNA of Mucor mucedo, 1662 nucleotides long. RefSeq names its product peptidase M24, structural domain-containing protein. NCBI's taxonomy places the organism in Eukaryota, Fungi, Mucoromycota, Mucoromycetes, Mucorales, Mucoraceae. Gene Ontology annotation, molecular function: metalloaminopeptidase activity; manganese ion binding. The record is from RefSeq and is a predicted model, not a curated record. The coding region runs from base 104 to 1528 and encodes 474 amino acids. The transcript has 5 exons.
UCCAUCAGCAGACAUAUAUAAAAAAAUAAGGGGGGCGGGGGGAUAUUUAGGAAUAAUUCGUUUUUUCCUCUUCCUCCUUUUUUUUCACUUUUAUUCGACCAUUAUGACUCCUCAUCCACUCAACAUUAAAAGACACUUUAUAAAUAAACCAGCCAUUCCAACCAAACAACAUUGUUUAAAAGUCAAGCAAUUACUCGAAUGCAAACAAUCGUCUUCAGUCAUUUAUGUAAAAGGUAAAAGUGAAAGCACGCGAGACAACACAGAUGUGGAUAUGGAAUUUCGACAAGAGAGCAAUUUUUUCUAUUUAACAGGUGUGGAUGAACCAGGAUUUCAUGUGAUAAUUCAUUUACAAAAGGAACGAGUGUACUUGAUUACACCCCAUAUACCCGAAAAUGACAUCUUUUGGAAAGGACCUAAUGACAAUACCAGAGAUCUUUUAGAGAAAUACGAUGUGGAUGAAAUCGUCAACGAGUCAGAUCUUCCUCAUUUACUCUCAAUGCUUUCACCCCAAGUCACCCAUGUACUCGAUACCACGCAAGCAACCGAACUCACCCGACGAGCGCCCAUGCUUGUAGGUCUUGUUCAUACCGAAUUCUUAUUACCAGCCAUGAACGAAGCACGAUUGAUCAAGUUCUCUUGGGAAAUUGACAUUAUGCGACAAGUGACUUAUGCUUCCUCUCAGGCACAUAUUGCUUUAAUUCAACAAUUUCAAUUGGGUAUGACAGAGACUCAUUUAGCAGCCUUGUUUCGAUGGACAUGUGCAUUACAACAGAUUUAUAAACAAGCUUAUCUACCCAUCGUCGCUUCGGGUCCUCGUGCUGCUACCUUACAUUAUACAAAGAACAAUCAGAUCAUACCCAGUAACACGCAUACAUUGGUUCUUGUCGAUGCGGGGGGUGAGAAAUUAUGUUAUGCCAGUGAUAUCACUCGCACAUUUCCUGUUCAUGGCACCUUUUCACAAGAAUCAAGGGUCAUCUAUAACAUUGUCCUCCAAAUGCAAGAGGCGGUGCUUUCAAAGUUAAGACCGGGUGUGCUAUGGUCCGAUAUGCAGGAAUUGGCCAUGAAGGUCUUGACAAUUGAACUUGUACAUAUAGGUAUCCUCAAAUGCCGCCACGGAGAUCAAUUAGAAGAAUUGAUUCAAAUGGGUGUACCUAGUGCCUUUUAUUAUCACGGUCUGGGUCAUUCCGUUGGACUCGAUAUUCAUGAUGUGGGAGGACGCAAUGUAAAGUCAGACGAAGAAGAAGACACGUUUGAAUUUCUAUGUAAUCGACCGUUGGAGAAAAACAUGGUAUUGACGGUAGAGCCUGGACUGUAUUUUAAUGAAGAAAUGUUGGACAUUUGGAUCCAGUAUCCCGGGUACGAACAAUAUUUUGACUUGGCUAUGCUGGAUCGAUACCGUAUGGUGGGUGGAGUUCGAAUUGAAGAUACAGUCGUCAUUACAGAGGAUGGAUAUGAAAAUCUAACAAAAGUACCUAAACAAAUACAUGAAAUUGAAGCUCUCAUGAACAAAACUACAGCCCCUCUCUAGCAUUUUUAGAAAAAAUUAUUUUUAAUAGCAUAUAUACUUGCAUUACCCUAUUUAAAACCCUCACUUAGUUAUUAAAAAAAAAUAUACCAACUGUUGUACAUAUAUAAAAAGAUUUUAUUUUUUUUCGUCCCCUA